AUGAGUGUUUCUUACCAUCGUAAGGGCCAAGAGCCGAGUGUUGAUCAUUCGAGGUCUACGGUGAUAACGACCGAUGUUUCAUCGAAACCAUACUACUUUGAGCGAAAGGAGAUUCAUGGGCCAGAAACUGAGUCUAAUGAAGUGAAAAACAAGGUAGGAUGGCGAUCUUCUCCGUACAACAGUGUUUUGUCGUCGAUAUUUUCGUCUGCAAAGUCGUGGUUCUCGUGGGGAGAGCCUGGUUCGGAUGUAUCUUCUAGCGACAGUAUAAAAGAAGGGUCAGUUGAUGAGAAUUUGAAGCGAAAUCUGGACGAAAAUGAUGGUAGUCGCGUACUAAAACGGUACCAUGUUGAUUCGAUACUGACUGAAAAGGAGCAUUUGAGAGAACAAUUGGAGCAUUCCAUAACGCCUAAGAAGGAGAUAUUGAAACUUCCGAAGGAUCCGUUUAAAUGGAGUAGUGAUGAAUCGGGCAAAGCAAACUUUGACCAGUCGCCAAGCAAAGUGCAGUACGGUACUAGACUUUACAAAAAAAGGGCAUACAAAAACAAGCAUUCUUCGAACUCUUUAGCACUCAGACAAUCCGAUGAACUAUCAUAUUUGAAGGACAUAUUCAAUGGUGAAUACCGUGUACCAGUAGAAGUGCAGAAGGAAAGGGCAAACCAACUACGGUUACUUUCCAACGAUGCUAAUGUGAGCAGCAGAUCGAGCUCAAGCAACAGUAGUAACAAUAUCAUGAACCUAACGGAGAAGAUCAAGACGUUGUUGUUAGAAAACAGAAGACUGAUAACAGGUCCAGAGGGUAAGGGCACAUCUUCUGACGAUGACGUGGUGAUCAUCAAAGAACGUAAAAUUGACCCUCUAGAAGAAAAAAGGAAACAGAUAUACAGACAAACCCUUAAGUUCGAUAGAUCUGUGUUGUCCUUUGAGGAGGAAUUCAAGAGUUACUCGGAACUAAUAGAAGAGAGAAGAAAAAUUGCAGAGGAGAUACGAAAACUUUCGAAACCUGCCAAACCGGAGAAACUGAUUCCCGAACUAUCAUCAAAAGAUGUGGAGGCUGUUAAAGCUACGUUGAGAAGAUCUGAUAACUCUGUACUAUCUUCAAAGUACACUUUAGAAGUGUCAGUACGUGAUUUCAAAACACUUGCCCCAAAUAGAUGGUUAAACGAUACUAUUAUAGAGUUUUUCAUGAAGUAUAUUGAAAACAAUACACCAAAAACUGUAGCAUUUAACUCAUUUUUCUAUUCCACUUUAGCCAACAGAGGUUAUCAAGGUGUGAGAAGGUGGAUGAAAAGAAAGAAGGUUGAUAUUUUAGAUUUAGAAAGAAUUUUCAUUCCAGUUAACUUGAAUGAUUCGCAUUGGACAUUGGGUAUCAUAGAUAUCAAAAAUAAAAGGAUAUUAUAUCUUGAUUCGCUCUCUUCGGGAGCAAAUUCCGUCAGUUUCUUAAUAAUGAAGAACAUUCAGUCAUAUUUGAUUGAGGAAAGUAAAAAUAAAUUAGGAAAGGAUUUUGAGCUAUGCCACUUAGACUGUCCUCAACAACCAAAUGGAUCUGAUUGUGGAAUAUACGUUUGCUUGAAUACUCUUUAUAUGAGCAAAAAUUAUAGCCUAGAUUUCAAUGCACAAGAUGCGGUUAAUAUGAGGGUCUACAUAGGUCACUUAAUUUUAAGUAAAUAG
This is a messenger RNA of Kluyveromyces marxianus DMKU3-1042, 1668 nucleotides long. It is a transcript of the gene ULP1, whose product is annotated as SUMO protease ULP1. Lineage: Eukaryota; Fungi; Ascomycota; Saccharomycetes; Saccharomycetales; Saccharomycetaceae. Gene Ontology annotation, biological process: protein desumoylation. Gene Ontology annotation, molecular function: deSUMOylase activity. The transcript has a single exon. Bases 1 to 1668 code for a protein of 555 amino acids. The record is from RefSeq and is a predicted model, not a curated record. Gene Ontology annotation, cellular component: nucleus.